Sapajus apella (tufted capuchin) is the source of this 2331-nucleotide messenger RNA. It is a transcript of the gene GDPD4, whose product is annotated as glycerophosphodiester phosphodiesterase domain containing 4. Lineage: Eukaryota; Metazoa; Chordata; Mammalia; Primates; Cebidae. Bases 87 to 2231 code for a protein of 714 amino acids. Gene Ontology annotation, molecular function: glycerophosphodiester phosphodiesterase activity. The record is from RefSeq and is a predicted model, not a curated record. Gene Ontology annotation, cellular component: membrane. The transcript has 16 exons. Gene Ontology annotation, biological process: lipid metabolic process.
UGUAGAAUGGUGGGAUAAGGUACAUUAAGGGGAGCUACAGUAGAUCCUGAUUAUUUUAUUUGUCUUUCCAGCCAAAGGGUUGAAUCAUGUUUAAGAAGGUCAACAGGAUUGAGCCCAAGAGGAACAAGACAAGAAAACCAAAAAAGCUUAAUCCAUGGAUUUCACACAUCUCCUGCCACCAACGCUAUGUCACCUUCCUUACUGGCUGCUAUAGUUGCCUCUGGAAAUUCAGAAAAUUGGAAAAAACUAAAGUUGGAUUUUGUUGCUGCAGUUGGAAAGAGCAAUUAUUUUGCCCGUGCCUGAUAAUUUCAUUUGUCUUAUCUGUGAUGUUGCUGUUCCUGUGGUUAGAAACAUCCAACGAAUACUUUAACUUUGACUGGGUCACUUUUCUAGGAACAGGCUACUGGUUUUUCUGGUCUAUUUUUAUUCUGAGUUUAGCUGGGAUCCUGACUGCCUACUCUUCAUUACUGUUGUUACUUGGAUUUUUGUUGCUUUGGGAAGGGAUUGAACUAUAUCUGCACUUGUGUCAUAAGAUCCUGAUUCUGCUAGUAAUUCUUCUGUGUGUCAUUUUACUGUUCAUUAUAUGCAAAUUCUGGAAAGAAAGGUGGCAGGUAGCUGGACUGUCACUGCAGAUCUUUUCUCCCUACAUUCACCUGUUCAGCGUAACUGUGAUGAUUAUCCUUUCCUGGCCUGUAGCCUUCUAUGUGGCGCGUUUGGAAAGAGAAGUUAGAAUGAGAAGAUACAGGAUGACACAUUCUGAGAAAAAAAGACUCAAGAAAUGUAAUGUAAUCACAAGGUUAAGAGGUCUACAAGUGGCUGUUGGAUUACCCUUUCUUCUGAUCCUUUUAUGUCUCUAUUUGAUGCCACUGGGGAUUAAUUCUCCCUGCAUUCAGGAGAAGGAGAAUUUGGGGCCCAAGCCAACCUUCUUUGGACAUAGAGGUGCACCCAUGUUGGGGCCUGAGAAUACCAUGAUGUCCUUUGAGAAAGCUGUUGAACAUGGAGCCCAUGGACUGGAGACUGAUAUAUUCUUAAGUUAUGAUCAUGUGCCUUUCCUCAUGCAUGACUUUGACUUGAGAAGAACAACCAAUAUCAGAGAAGUUCAGCCAGAAUCUGCCUUCAAGAACCCUGCCUUCUUCAGUUGGGAUUUCCUGUCGACACUGAAUGCAGGCAAAUGGUUUGUAAAACCAGAGCUUAGGCCAUUCUACAAUAUGAAACCUCUAUCAGAGGCAGAUAAAGAAAGAGCAAGAAAUCAGUCAAUUCCAACACUAGCUGAUUUGUUGACACUUGCAAAGAAGAAAAGAAAAUUUGUGAUAUUUGAUCUUCGUAGCCCUCCACCAAAACACCCUCUCAGACACACAUUUGUCCGCCAAGUAGUAAGAGUGAUCCUUGCCUCUAAAAUUGAGCAACAUCUGAUUUUUUGGUUGCCAACUCAUGAUAUGCGAUAUGUCAGGUCUGUGGCUCCUGGUUUUCAGCAUGUGGACCGUUUUGUAUCCAUUGAAACCCUUGCUAAAAAAAAUAUCAGCAUAAUAAAUGUUGACUACAAGAGGUUAUUCCCUAAUGGGUUAAGAGAUUAUAAAGCAGCUAACAUCCAUAUCAACAUAUAUACCGUCAAUGAGCCUUGGCUUUUCUCACUGGCAUGGUGCUGCAGGAUUAACUCAGUGACCACAGACAACAUUGGGCUCCUGAGUCAGCUUAAUCACCCUCACUUCUUCAUGACACCAAGGUCCUAUAUGUUCAUGUGGCUCCUUGCAGAUAUCAUUUCCCUACUUUUUAUUAUUACCAUAUUUCGUUUUCACUGGCGGAGAGAGACUAAAAAAGAAAAAUUGCUUGAAACCUCCAGAAAUUCCACAGAUACUCACAGUGGAAGUGAGAAUGAGAAAGAUUUGCACAUAUACGUUAAAUCUCCUGCCCGAGUUGUGGAACGUCCUUGGACUCUAGCAGCCCUCCACCCAGCCUUACCCAAGAGCAGAAAGGAACACCAAGGCCAUUCCAAUUUUGCAGCAGCAUCCAAGAAACUAGUACCUAUCAAGAAUGCUGUCACACCUCUGAAGCCUGCCAAGCACUACAUUCAACCACCAAUACCCACCAUGGUCUUUGAACUCACCCAAGCGCCCACCAGGCAGGCUACUACUAGUGAGGCUACCUUUCAAACUACAUUGCCCACCCCGAAGGCAGAUAAGCCAACAAUGCCCCCCGUAGAGGUCCCCUAUCCUGAAAUAAGAGACCUCUAAGAUAUCCUCAUGGCUGAAUACUCCAAAGGAUCAUAUGUCACAAUAUAUUUCACUGCAUCUGACAUAUAUCCUCCUAUGAGAUGUUUCCAAAGAAGAAUUA